UACGGUAAGAGCGAAACAGGAGGAAGCCAGCUCUGUGCCUGGAGGGGACUCGCCGCCAUCUCAGGUCUCUUGGCUUUGCCAGGGCCCACCGGAGAAAACUGACGACCCGUUUCUGUAAUCCUUAUGGGAGACCAACCUUGUGCCUCCGGGAGAUCCACUCUCCCACCUGGAAACGCACGGGAAGCCAAGCCUCCAAAAAAGCGCUGCCUCCUCGCUCCGCGUUGGGAUUAUCCGGAAGGAACUCCCAACGGAGGUAGUACCACUCUACCCUCCGCACCUCCUCCUGCAUCAGCCGGCCUGAAGUCGCACCCUCCUCCUCCGGAGAAGUAGAGAAAUAAAUUUCUCCCACCCUAAACCAGUCUUUGAGCGAUUGCAGUAUGACUCCAUUUCCCUGGUGCAUUCAUAUAAUAGUUCACCUGGUGAAAACAGUGAAGAUUAUUUACAAUGCUACCCUGCUUUUUCUGGUGUCCUGAACCUGGAAGUUGUGCUUUUUAAGUCUUAUGAUGUAAUCAGCGUGAUUUCACUUCCUGAAUUUCGAUGAAUUCUAAGACAUGGGCAAGAUCGGGUUGUAAGACCUCUGAGAUUUAAGGCCAUGGCCUGGAUCAUGGUGAACUUACCAAAGCAAACAAUGCCUGUGAGAUGGUCCUGCAGCAGCCAACCAGUGCACUCUUUUGGUGACAUCCAGUUCUUGUUGUAUAACUUUAUAUUCCUAUAAAUCCAUUAAGGCCCCAAUAAAGUUUGUCUCUAAGUGCUGUGUUAGAUCUAUAUGACUACAUCUAGUAAAUUGUGAAUUUUAAGUAAAUAUUUUAUAAGAACUCCUAUGUAAAGCAUUACUAAAAUUAGUGUUGAAAUAUGA
Gorilla gorilla gorilla (western lowland gorilla) is the source of this 856-nucleotide messenger RNA. RefSeq names its product negative regulator of P-body association (gene NBDY). The transcript has 3 exons. The coding region runs from base 124 to 330 and encodes 68 amino acids. Lineage: Eukaryota; Metazoa; Chordata; Mammalia; Primates; Hominidae. The record is from RefSeq and is a predicted model, not a curated record.